This is a messenger RNA of Cynara cardunculus var. scolymus (artichoke), 1101 nucleotides long. Its product is annotated as polygalacturonase-like. Gene Ontology annotation, molecular function: polygalacturonase activity. Lineage: Eukaryota; Viridiplantae; Streptophyta; Magnoliopsida; Asterales; Asteraceae. The record is from RefSeq and is a predicted model, not a curated record. The coding region runs from base 1 to 1101 and encodes 366 amino acids. The transcript is spliced from 3 exons. Gene Ontology annotation, biological process: carbohydrate metabolic process.
AUGAAGAUGAUGAAAAGGGAAGGUGACGGUGGAAAAGGAGAGGACAGGGGCUUCACCGGAGAAGAGGGAAGAGGCCGGAGAUGGGCUGACGAGGGUUGUUCUUGGGGCUCCGGUUACUUCCAGGGAGAAAGCUGCCACAACAAAGCCAUUGAAUUCCGUAUUGAUGGCACCCUCGUUGCUCCCUCCGACUACCGGAAAUUUAAAUCGGCUAGUAACGUCUGGAUUAAGUUUGAGAAAGUGACCGGAGUUUCAAUCUCCGGUGGAAUGUURGAUGGUSAAGGCGCAGGUCUAUGGRCUUGCAAAGCCUCAUCUGGUUCUUGUCCUACCGGUGCAACCACAUUAGGGUUCUACGACUCAAGGAACAUCGUCAUCGGCGGACUAACCUCAAUAAACAGUCAAAAGUUCCACAUCGUGAUGGAUGGUUGCCAAAAUGUCAACCUCCAAGGGAUCACGAUAUCGGCAGCGGGAAACAGCCCCAACACCGACGGCAUACACAUCGAAUCCUCUUCCGGCGUCACCGUUCUCAACUCUCGUAUCGCCACCGGAGAUGAUUGCAUAUCCAUCGGUCCAGGUUCAUCUAAUCUGUGGAUCGAAGGCAUCAGCUGUGGACCCGGCCAUGGUAUCAGUAUCGGCAGCCUGGGGUGGACGGCACAGGAGGCCGGAGUUCAGAACGUGACGGUGACGAGGGCGAUGUUUAAGGCGACGGAGAAUGGGGUUAGGAUCAAGACGUGGGCUAGGGAAAGUAAUGGGUUCGUAAGCGGAGUUGUGUUCGAACAUCUGACGAUGAUGGCGGUUGAAAAUCCGGUGAUCAUCGAUCAGCAGUAUUGUCCCGGCGAGAGUGGUUGCCCGCAGGCGGUGUCGGGAGUGAGGAUAUCGGACGUUAGAUACGACGAUAUCCAUGGAACGUCGGYGACGGAGGUGGGGUUGAAACUGGAUUGCAGCAAGGAGCAUCCAUGCAGUGGGAUAAAAAUUGAAGAUGUGAAUUUGAGUUAUAACAAUCGACCAGCCCAAGCUUCCUGCAUCAAUGCGGUUGGAGCCGCCAGUGUUGGUGCUGCCGUCGUCCACCACAGUACCACCACCUCCACCUCCUGCUUUCCAUAA